AUGGCGCAUGGGAUCGCCGCAGAAAUUGCGGCGGCGAUGGAGAAGCAACAAGACGGCCCCGGCGCAGCUCCUGUUGGUGUCCCUCAGCACACCUGGGACGACUGCUACAUUGAAGCUCUUGGCUCUCACAUCACAAUCACCGGUUCCAUCGGCGACAAUCACAUCCGUGCUGAAGGAAUGCCACCCACUUGCAUGACCCUCGCCACGGUUGUUGGGGAUACCGCUGGUCAGGGCAUUCCCAUUCCCUGCGGCUCGGCCUGCAUGGAAUGGACGAACAUGACGCCCGAAUAUUACGAGUUCGUGCGUGGCAUGCUCAAUUCCCAGGUUCUCAGCGCCUGA
Molecule: messenger RNA, 339 nt
Organism: Colletotrichum aenigma
Lineage: Eukaryota; Fungi; Ascomycota; Sordariomycetes; Glomerellales; Glomerellaceae
Exons: 1
Coding region: 1-339 (112 amino acids)
Source: RefSeq, a predicted model, not a curated record